AAAUGUUUUACCUUUUUUUAAACAAACAAAAUAUCGGACUUCAAAUAUGAAGUGCAUAAAUAUUCAUGUGUUGGUGUUUGUGAUUAGUCUAGCGAUGUCUCUAACAAUGUCUAUUGAUGAACUGGAAGACUUUAGUAAUUAUCUAAAGGAAACAUCUCUGUUGGAUCAACCACUGAAAAAAUAUCCUUCAGACGAUAGUGACGACGACGCGCCAAUUUCUGAGCACGCCUGGGAAGAGAGUGGUCGAUUCGAGGGUGACUUGAUCCUCAAUGACCGACAGAGGCAACUUAUAGUGCAAGAUAUCGCGGAGGGCCUCUCCAGGAACGGUCUCAAAGAUAGCACUAAACGAUGGCCAAACAAUGAAGUUAUUGUUUAUAUUCAAAGAGAGCAUUUUGCCGGCGAUCAAGUUCAAGCAAUAUUGCGCGGCAUGGAAGAGCUUAGCCAAGCGUCUUGCGUUAAAUUCAGGCCGUAUAAGAAAGGGGAUCGAGAUGCCGUUGUGGUCCAAGGUAGUCGUCGCGGUUGUUUCUCGCAAGUGGGCUAUCAGGGGGGCUACCAGGUGCUGAACCUGUCGGGCCGGCACCCAGUCGGCCGCGGCUGCUUCCGGCACGGCACUGUCGUGCACGAGUUCCUGCACACGCUGGGCUUCUACCACAUGCAGAGCAGCCCCGACAGGGACGACUAUAUAGACGUCAUCUGGGAUAACAUCGUGCAACCGGCCAGACAUAAUUUCCGAAAGUAUAAUCUAUUCUCCGUGUCGGACUUCGGCGUUGGAUACGACUACGACAGCGUCCUGCACUACAGCCGCAAAGCGUUCUCCUCGAACGGCGGCGACACGUUGGUGCCUAAGAAGAGUGGCGUUGACAUUGGGCAGAGGAUAGGUCUCUCAGAGAAAGACAGUGCCAAGUUGAACAAGAUGUAUUGUGACGCGGACUCGAAUAACUUCGAAGCUGCGGACGACGUGUCACAUACUGUCAUUAAAAAGAAAAAAACCCCUAAGAACAAGCCUUUUGAAGGGCAUGGUAUAGGAUAUCACCAAGUAAAGCGCCGCAAGCCAUGCCACCGACGGCAAUUGAAGGAUUUGGAGUUGGACAGGAAAUAACUUAUUCGUACAAAUUCCCUGCUGGGUACCAUAUAGCUGACCAUAAAAUCCCAACGUACCAAUAUCCAACACUGUUAAAUAAAACGAAUACUGCAACAGAACCUUUAUUUAGACUACAUAAUGUACAAAAUAAUAAUGAAGACAUGAA
This is a messenger RNA of Cydia strobilella, 1247 nucleotides long. RefSeq names its product seminal metalloprotease 1-like. The transcript is spliced from 7 exons. Bases 47 to 1099 code for a protein of 350 amino acids. The record is from RefSeq and is a predicted model, not a curated record. NCBI's taxonomy places the organism in Eukaryota, Metazoa, Arthropoda, Insecta, Lepidoptera, Tortricidae. Gene Ontology annotation, molecular function: zinc ion binding; metalloendopeptidase activity. Gene Ontology annotation, biological process: proteolysis.